Solanum verrucosum is the source of this 898-nucleotide messenger RNA. RefSeq lists its product as uncharacterized. The transcript has 6 exons. Gene Ontology annotation, biological process: respiratory electron transport chain. Gene Ontology annotation, cellular component: membrane. The record is from RefSeq and is a predicted model, not a curated record. Bases 12 to 794 code for a protein of 260 amino acids. Lineage: Eukaryota; Viridiplantae; Streptophyta; Magnoliopsida; Solanales; Solanaceae.
UUUUUGCACAAAUGGCUAAUAUUGUGAAUGCUUCGCCAAUUGCAUUCACAAAAUACCCUUCUUUUUCAUUACUUAAUUAUCAACCAAUUAUUUCUUCCAAAAUUUCCUAUAAAUCUUUGAAAAAUGAAACAAAAAGAAGGAUUUUUUUAGCUCCUCCCUUAGCUUACAAGAAGUUGAAUUGUGAAGAUAUUAAUGUUGAUUUAAAAAUAGUUGAAUUAGAAAAAGAAGAAAAUGAAGUGGAAGAAAUGUCUUUUACUAAUGAGACAUUCUUGUAUUCUUACAAUCCUUUGCCAUUGAUGUUUGUUGCUGCUCUUCCUGGAGCUGGAACUAUAAGGUCUCUAUUUGGGCCAUUUGUUGAGCUUGUAAAAUCAUGGAACUUACCUGAUUGGCUUGUACAUUGGGGACAUCCUGGUAACAUGGCUGUUGUGCUCUUUGCUAUGGGUGGUUAUGGAACUUACCUUGGUUUUCGGAUACGAUUUUCUAAUGAUGUGGAGGAAAAGGCGAAAGCUAAAGAUUUGCAUCCAAAACUUCUAGGAGGAAUGUUCUUCUUCUUUGCUCUUGGAGCUACUGGUGGAAUAACAUCCCUGCUUACUUCAGAUAAGCCUAUUCUUGAAAGUCCUCAUGCUGUUACAGGUUUUAUCGGCCUUACCCUUUUGACUAUACAAACCAUUUUGCCUACACUAUUCGAGGGAAAUUCCGGAUUGAGGAAUGUUCACGGGAUAUUGGGAAGUGGUAUAAUGACAUUGUUCCUCGUACACGCGUUCCUCGGACUUCAGCUUGGUUUAAGUUACUAAAACUAGUCAAUUCAUGAUGAACGACGAAGAAUAUACUGUUGGGAUAUACUCUUUUUUUUUUGGUUUCGAUAAAUGUUCUAUUUAGAGCUGAGAAAAAUUUACUG